AGUGCUGGGCGCCUGGGGCGGUGGCACGCGAGAGGGCGGUCCCUGGAGGCUCCGCCCUGGACCGACCAAAGGCGGCCACCCUGGCUGGGGGAAGUGGCCGGCUGGCGGCGAUCUGGUCGGUUGACAGCUGCUGACAGCUGCCGGCGCGAUGGGGAAGCGGGUGGCCUUCUGCCCUCCAGAGCGCGGUUCCGCACCGCUUUCCGGGUGAGCCGCCCAGGGGCUAUCUUUCCCCGCAGCAGCCUGGUGCUGUCUCUUUAAGAGAUUCGCGGGGCGCCCCGCCUCUUAGAGAUCUGAUUGGUCGCCCCCGCUCGUUUCGUUUCGGAUGGGCGAAAAACACGCUCCAGCGCUCUGGGUCGCCGCUGCUGGGAAGGGCUGCCCGGUGUCCUCGGGGCUGGCGGGCCCUGCGCGCUGGUGACGUCCCUCCCACCUCGCCCACCCCCCCUUCGCGUGGAACCGGCUUCCGAGACUCUUGCGCGACGCUCCCCGUCCCCUGCCGCCGACCCUGGCCGCUGAAGGCCGGAGUCCCCGGGCCUGAGCUGGGUCCUGGCACCCGGCGACAGUGGAUGGGCGGCCCGGGCGGCCAGGCCUGAGCGCUGCCCCGGGGCUCUCAGUGACAGGGUCUCACUGAGUUGCUGAGGCUGGCCUCCAAUUACUGGCGAUCCUCCUGCCUCAGCCUCCCCAAGCACUCUGCCCUACUUAGGACGGCUUGGAAAGGAGGUCAGGCCCUGUAAACAAAACCCAGGGUGCUGCGGCAGGAUGUCCGCCCCGGGAGGCGCCAACGGGAGCUCGGAGCCCGCGCCACCCCUGGCGCCCAACAUCACCGUGCCCCACCGCUGCCUGCUGCUGCUCUAUGAGGACAUCGGCACCUCCAGGGUCCGGUACUGGGACCUCCUGCUGCUCAUUCCCAACGUGCUCUUCUUCAUCUUCCUGCUCUGGAAACUUCCAUUUGCUCGGGCCAAGAUCCGCGUCACCUCCAGCCCCAUUUUUAUCACCUUCUACAUCCUGGUGUUCGUGGUGGCCCUGGUGGGCAUCGCCCGGGCCGUGGUGUCCAUGACCGUCAGCACCUCAGACCCUGCGACUGUUGCCGACAAGAUCCUGUGGGAGAUCACCCGCUUCUUCCUGCUGGCCAUAGAGCUGAGCGUGGUCAUCCUGGGUCUUGCGUUUGGCCACCUGGAGAGCAAGUCAAGUAUCAAGCGGGUGUUGGCCAUUACCAUCGUGCUGUCCCUGGCCUAUUCUGUCACCCAGGGGACCCUGGAGAUCCUGUACCCGGACUCCCACCUCUCCGCGGAGGACUUCAACAUCUACGGGCACGGGGGCCGCCAGUUCUGGCUCGUCAGUUCCUGCUUCUUCUUCCUGGUCUACUCCCUGGUCGUGGUCCUCCCCAAGACGCCGCUGAAGGAGCGCAUCUCCCUGCCCUCGCGGAGGAGCUUCUACGUGUACGCGGGCAUCCUGGCGCUGCUCAACCUGCUGCAGGGGCUGGGGAGCGCGCUGCUGUGCGCCGACGUCAUCGAGGGCCUCUGCUGUGUGGACGCCACCACUUUCCUCUACUUCAGCUUCUUCGCGCCGCUCAUCUACGUGGCCUUCCUCCGGGGCUUCUUUGGCUCGGAGCCCAAGAUCCUGUUCUCCUAUAAAUGCCAAGUGGACGAGACGGAGGAGCCCGACGUCCACCUGCCCCAGCCCUACGCCGUGGCCCGGCGGGAAGGCUUGGAGGCCGCGGGGACUGCUGGGGCCUCGACUGCCUCCUAUUCCAGCACACAGUUCGAUUCCGCUGGCGUAGCCUACCUGGACGACGUGGCGUCCAUGCCCUGCCACGCGGGCAGCAUCAACAGCACCGACAGCGAUCGGUGGAAGGCCAUCAACGCCUGAGAGCCGCCUCCCUGGACCUGCAGGGACAGACGGGACCGGGGGCCGAGGCCGGACUCCCAGGUGGAGCAGAUGAAGGGUUGGGGGCGAGGCCUGCACCUCCUGCCCUCCAGCCCCCAGUUCCCUUGGUGGCCAGUGCUCCAGCUGGGGACCCCUCGUCCUUUUUCCAUCCCCUCGCCCCGCUCAGCAGGCCAGACUGGUCUCCCAGGGACAGAACCUCAUUGCACAGGAUGGCUGCUGCCCACCUCCCCUCACUGCCCCACUCCGCAGCCACUGGUCUCCUCCGAGCGCACAGCGUGGGGGACCAGCGGUGGCGUGUAUAUUUUCUUGAUUUAUUUUUUAAUAAAAAGGAAAAGAGUAGAAA
Marmota monax (woodchuck) is the source of this 2227-nucleotide messenger RNA. RefSeq names its product transmembrane protein adipocyte associated 1 (gene Tpra1). Gene Ontology annotation, biological process: G protein-coupled receptor signaling pathway. Lineage: Eukaryota; Metazoa; Chordata; Mammalia; Rodentia; Sciuridae. Gene Ontology annotation, molecular function: G protein-coupled receptor activity. The record is from RefSeq and is a predicted model, not a curated record. Bases 757 to 1866 code for a protein of 369 amino acids. The transcript has 13 exons. Gene Ontology annotation, cellular component: plasma membrane.